This is a messenger RNA of Penicillium longicatenatum, 270 nucleotides long. RefSeq lists its product as uncharacterized. The coding region runs from base 1 to 270 and encodes 89 amino acids. The record is from RefSeq and is a predicted model, not a curated record. The transcript is spliced from 2 exons. NCBI's taxonomy places the organism in Eukaryota, Fungi, Ascomycota, Eurotiomycetes, Eurotiales, Aspergillaceae.
AUGGGAUUCACGACAAGACUCAUAGGAGCGCAGUCACUCCCGAGCUUCACGUCUCCUGGAGAGCUCAGGUACAAUAUGCCAUCUGAGAUCAGCACCCCCGUGGAAACUGCGGCGGAUGGCAUUGAUCCCCCUUUGACCAAGGAUGAAUUCGAAAUAGCCUUCUCCUUUCGAAAACAAGCCCGUGAAACCGAGAGAGCCUGCGCUAACAUGACCGUGGAUUACAAUGCCACCAUUGAUCCGUACCGUGCCACAACGCUUCAACCUGCCUAG